AUGGACUUCGAUCAUUUUAUCGGGCUCUGCGGCCGAUCCCUCUUCGCAGAAGAGUAUCAAGGGGACUGGGAUGCCGCGUCGGACUAUUUAGGGCAAUCGCGGCCCGAGAUAUCUGAUGUCGAACCGACCGUCUACGCAGAGUACCUGCGAUGCUCAGCCAUCCACUCCAUACUGAUCGGCAGACCGGCAGAUGCCUACAAAAGCCUUGGAGAACUAAAAGGCCUUUUGGAUCAAUUGCCACAAGAAUGGGGACUGCGAUACACAAAUUACACCGUCUUAGCCGACUACACCCGCCGCUAUCCCCCGCUCCUGCGCUUUUACCAUGAGCGUGGACGACCUGUCAAUAUCUCCAUGCUGGGCAACACCAGUGGGCCCGUUGAAAUUACGGAGAGGCUCAUGGAGAACGUUCACAAAUACCUUCCUCUUGGUGUCGCCCGUGACCAAGCAUUGUGUCAAAUUCUGGGGGCUGUGGCGGGAUUUCCAAUGCGAGUCAGGAAUCUAGCGGCUGUAUUCCACCCGCUCUCCCCAGGGGGUCGGGUAAACAUGUCCGAGGAAGACGUCGCCCCUGCAGUUGCUGAGCAUGCUAAGAUAUUCCUCAAAUUCCGCGACGUAGCGGAUGCCCACGGGGCGACGGGGUUGGGCACCUAUCUGGCCCGACUGGUUGCGGAGCUCCACCUUGCAAGCCAGAGUCCGCUGUCCGCUACCAUUUUAGAGGAGCUUUAUCAACGAUGCGAAAGACUGGAAGAUCGCGUGGGAAUGGCCCAUUCCAAGAUGAUGGAAGCGGACAACCUGAUCAGCCCUCCAUUUGCCAGCCCGGUUACACUGAACUUGAUUGUGGUCGAUGUCACCAGUUCCACUUAUAACGAUAAUCUCUGGGAUCCGAUUGAGUUUGAUCUGAAGUAUGAAUAUGAAUCCCAGGCCAGAGAGUGCUACGAGGCGGCCCUGGCUCUUUUCCGAGAGGCGAACUGCAAGCGCGGCCAAGCGGCUGUCUUACUUCGUCAAGGAUGUUGCCUUCAUAAUGUGGCCCGUCACCAGCGGCUCUCCCAUAAACAGGGUCUUGAACUACUCGCAGAGUCCGAAAGGAAACUACAGGAAUCCCUCCAGUUGUUUGGAAGAGAUGAAGCAAAUGCGCAGCUGGUAAAGACCCACCAAAUUAUGGUGGGGAUUACGAAAGGCGCGCCUGUGAAUAUCAAGGCAAUUGCGAGAUCAAUUGGCACAUGGGGCGUGGAUGCAAAGAAUGAGACGAUGGCCCACUGCAUUGGAAUGAUCCUGUCCCGAUAUGCACAUCAGGAGUGGUUCAAAUUCUCCAAUAUGGACACGGCCUUGUUGGCAUGGGAAUGCGCGUACGAAGUGUGCGAGCCUCUGGGAGACAUAAUUCCCUUGUUCCAAUCCGUGGUUGCGCGAGCCCAUGUACAGCACGAGAUGUUUAAUGCGGAUGCAUCGCGGAUCUUCAUUGAAGACGCGCUCUCCAUGGUCGAUGCACUUCGCGAUUACUUCGAUGAUAAAAUCCAAUCCGCGCCGGAGACCCCCAUGGGACAGCUGGACCGCAAAACCGUAUCGACGAACAAAUUCAACACCCUGUGGACCUUCAGCCGCAACGUGAGCAAUAUUUACGUUCGGAUUGAGGAUCUGCAGGGAUUCAACGACUGGAACACUAAGCUCGCUUUCUGGAUGGAGCAUGAUCAGAGCUUCCACGAGUUUCAGCAAAGACUGGAGGAUGAAGACAGUGUUGGUAUCACUCAUCCCGGUCUUUCAUUUCCGAAAAAUAAGGUGAAGGGCCUCUGGCGGAAAACACUCGCCCACGAUGCAGUGAGAGUGAAAUUCGCAUCGGUAGAUAUUACCUUUCGCCGGCUGAUGGAGGAAGGUGAUGUGUUGAAGGCCGAGGAAGGCUUUCGUCGCUUUGUGGACGAGGCACUCGAGCUGGAGAAAGGCUAUACCAGAGAGCUAUACCGCAUCCUGGCAUGUGAGCGGAUUGGGGAUUGCGCCAAAGCGCGGGAAAUCCUGGACUCCAUUGACGACAACGAACUAUUCAACGAAAACCUGGCGGAGUUUCAGCAAGGGAUCGGCAUCCGAAACAACUUCUCCGUCUUUGCGGAGAACGCAAUGACCUUCGUAGUGUUUGGUGGCGAUCGGGAUCGGGCUCAACGAAUUGUUGAUCUCAUUAUUAACAUCCAGCCGUCGUUUUUCGAGAAAAUGAGCGAGAGUGCCCUUGACUAUUCUCUUCGACUUGGCUACUUUGCCGAAACCAUGAAAGACCAGAAACCUGAACUGUGCUUUACCAAACUCCUGGAGGCUCGCCAGAUCAUUGAAACUCGACGCGUUCAGACGAAGGACCUGGAUGCUCGGAUUGGGACAUCAAGUCAAGGGUGGAUUAAUGCCGUCUUCCUUAAUCUUGCGUACAUGUGUUUGUCUUGGGAAAAUUCACGUACCCCCGUGAGUACGAUUUCGGCAUACGAGCAUGGCCAUUUCGAGGACAUUUCAUGGUUGGAGCAUGCUCUUCUAUUUGUCGAAAUGAGUAGGGCACGUGCGGUCCUCGAAUCUCUACAAUCUCAAGCAACGCAAGUGCAAGGAAUGCCCAGUGCUCUUAACACGGGCCCGCUCUCAGAAGCUGUUCACAAGAGACGACUUUUGCGAUCUCUGCUUGCGUUGAAACAAUUGAGCCCGGAGCAGAGUCAGGAGAUUACGCAGCUUCGACAAGAUAUCGAGGAGUUGGAGCAAGACGGGACUCUAUCUUCUGCAACGACUUUCAUCGAAACGGUCAACUCCAUGAUCGAGCCACGAUUGUUAUAUCAAAACAUUGACGCGAACGCCGUGGUGAUCGAGGCCACUUUCAGUCCUCGCGGAUUCGUUUCCUUUGCAGUGACCCGGGACGGGAUUCAACAAACACACCAAGGAACAACCAGCGUCACUGGCAUUCGACGACCAGUGAUGCAGGCAAUGCAAAUCUUGAGAGAUAUGACGGGCUACCUGGGGGAGGAGGAGGAAUCACGCAAGACGGCUCUCCAUCGUCUCGUGCAGGAGGUUUCCGCGCUUCUGCUGGGGCCAUUUACUGAGACCAUUGGAACCAAAUCCCAUGUCAUCUUCUCCGUGUCGGAUCCUAUGACUGCGUUCCCCUUUUCGAUCCUAUUGUUCGAUGAGAAACCACUUUGUAUGCACGCGGCAGUCUCGCAAGUCCCCAGUCUGACUGUGCUUCAUUAUCUCUCCCUACGGAAGUCGAAAUCGGGGCCACCCACGGUAUCUGUUCUGGCCAAGUCGCCGAUGGAAGGACCGUCAGACGGGUCAGACGGUGCCGCGCGAAGUAAUGAAGAGGCCAAUCUGCAUAUGGCAGCAAUUGAAGCCGUCAAUAUUGCCCGCAUGUUCGCUACGUGGCCGAUCGAGGCGUCUCAUCUGACGCGAGAAGAAUUCCGGGGGUACAUCGAAGGAGGAUCUUUGAUCAUGCACAUCGGAACUCAUGGUGAUGUCAACUACCGCAAUCCUCUUCACUCGUCAAUUUCCAUCGGAGCGGGUCAAGAAUUCCGGGUGGUCGACAUGUCUGCACUUCGUAGCAGUGCCAACCUUCUGGUCUUUGCCGCAUGCCUCAGUGGUCUCGGAAAAGCGACUAUUGGCAGUGAAGUGCUCGGCUUUUCUCACGUCGUGUUGAGCACUGGCUGCCAGGCUUAUAUCGGGUCCCUUUGGAAAGUGAGUGAUUUUGGCUCCAUGUUGAUCAUGACCCUGUUCUACCGCCAUUUGAAAAGUAUGCCGCACCUUCCUGUGGCUGAACUUAUGAGGCGGGCCCAGCUGGACCUUCUACAGCUCGACGGCGAAAAGGCUAGUGAGCUUCUGGACGACAUGCUGGACAGCUGGACCGCAACCGAAGAGGAAGGGCAAAGCCCCGCGGAAUUCGUACCUGAUGCCGAAUUCCUUCUACUGACGCUGAAGAUGAUUCUCAGUCAGCUGGACUGGUCCAGCCCCUUCUACUGGGCACCGUUUACCCUAGUUGGAUACGGAGGCUUCCGGUUUGUCCACGAAGACGCUUAA
Penicillium canariense is the source of this 4017-nucleotide messenger RNA. RefSeq names its product CHAT domain-containing protein. Bases 1 to 4017 code for a protein of 1338 amino acids. The transcript has a single exon. The record is from RefSeq and is a predicted model, not a curated record. NCBI's taxonomy places the organism in Eukaryota, Fungi, Ascomycota, Eurotiomycetes, Eurotiales, Aspergillaceae.